UCAGAAACAAAAGCUGCUUCUGCCUCUAGACCUCACCUAGCAUGUGACCUCCCCCACUGUUUGCCGACGUGGUUUCUCCCAAGAACAAGCAGUCACCUCCCCUCCCUAAGUCAGAUUUGUCUCCACUCCAAGGAAAUGCACAGUACCUUCGAGUCGAGUAAAGAAACUGUACUUACACUCUUUCAGCUGGAAGCCCACUGUUUGUUUGUGUUUUUUUAAGAGGAAAAAGGGGUCAGGUUGUCUCCGUUGGAGGAGGCUGGUGCACAAGUUUUAGGCUGACAAGUCAUGACGAGACUACUUCAGAAUCCUUUGGUGAUCCUCUGAACCCUCCUCCCCUCCUCCUUCCAAUGUUUCAGUGGUUGGGGCCAUGGCCUCUCAGUCAGGCAACAUGAACCGUGAGGACCGGAAUGUGCUCCGAAUGAAAGAAAGAGAAAGGAGAAAUCAAGAAGUCCAGCCGGGAGGAGGAGAGUCCUUUCCAGCUAAUUCCCCCCUCUUCCCUGAACCCUACAAAGUUGUCAGCAAAGAAGAUAAACUGUCCAGCCGUAUUCAGAGCAUGCUGGGCAAUUACGACGAGAUGAAAGAGCCUAUCGGUGACACGCUUCCAAAGCUUGGCGGUAAACCUUCUAACAGCUCAUCUUCUUCUGAGGAUAAAUCAGGCCCACCUUUGUUUGGUGGGGAGCAGCGUGGUGUUGGUAAUGGUGGUGGCAGCCAGAGCAGCAAGUGGACUCCCGUCGGUCCCGCAGCAGGGGGAUCUUCAUCCCAGUCCCAGAAACGCUCAGGACUCCAGGGGGGACACAGCAGCCAGAGGAGCAAUGGUGGUAGCAGCAGCAGCAGUAACAGUGGCCAAAGAGGUGAGGUGCGGGAAAAGAAAUCAAGCAAACACAGCGGAGGGUCAGAGCACUCAAAGUCACACACGUCAAGUCCGGCCAAGAGCUCUCUGAGUUCCUCCAGCAGCCACUCGCGGAGCUCCUUGUCCGCUGAGCAGCAUCACAGCAAGGAGCGCUACCGCUCCAAGUCUCCCAGGGACAGGGAGGCCAACUGGGACUCCCCCUCACGGGUUCACACUUCCUUUCCCAGUGGACAGCACUCAAGUCAGACUUUUCCUCCAUCUCUAAUGAACAAGCCUGGAUCCAUGCAGCAAAAGCCCACAGCUUAUGUGCGGCCUAUGGAUGGUCAGGAAACUGCAGAACCCAAGAAUUCACAAGCAGACGGCUACAGUGGACAGUCACACAGCAGCACCAUGGGAGAAGUGAAGUCUAACGGCAAAGCUUCACUUUCCAAACUCAAGAUCCCCUCCCAACCUGUAGAGGGAUCCAGUGAUGCCAACUGUGUUGAUGAAAUUCUGAAGGAAAUGACUCAGUCGUGGCCUCCUCCACUGACAGCUAUCCACACUCCCUGCAAAACAGAGCCCUCCAAGUUUCCAUUCCCCACCAAGGAUAAUCAUGCUUUUCCAAGUGGACACAAGCGAGGCAGUUCAUCAAAAAGUUCCAAUAGCCACCAACCUAAAGACUGCAAUGACCAACAUCCUAUACUGAAAAAUGACUUGAUGAUCAGCAGCAGUGAAGACAGUGAUGGUGAACAAGAAACAAAGAAUGCCUCAAGGAACACAUCAGCAAGCAAUAACAGUGAAGCAGCAGAGCAGUCGAGGGAGGACUCGAGCAGCCACAGCGGUUCAGAGAGCAGCUCGGGCUCCGACAGUGAGAGCGAAAGCAGCACGACAGACAGCGAAGCCAACGAGCAACCACGGCCCACCUCUCCUGAACCUGAACAACCUAUGGCCAACAAGUGGCAGCUGGACAACUGGUUCAAGAAGACCCCAGUGGAUAACAACAACGCUCCACCCAAGUGCAAGAAAGAAGGUCGAGAUAACAGCUCAGGGCGUGGCUAUAGUAGCCAGGGAGGGGGUUCAAAAGACUCAGCCGCACCACCCCCAAGCAGGGACCUACGUGCACCGCAAAAGGGUGCGGAGGGUGGGCGUGGAAGGCAAAAAUCUCCCGCACAGAGUGAUGGCGGCACAAGUACUCGAAUCCGUGAAGGUAAAAAGCAGCCGAAAAAAUCAGAGAAGCCUCCUGUGGUGGAGGAACCAAAAGGAGGUCUAAAAGUGGAGAGUGAGCCCGCUCCAGAGAUACCUCCACACCGACCCAAAGCCGCCACUAAGGGUUCGCGUAAACCAAGCAUCAAAAAAGAACCCAAAUCCUCUCCGAGGCCCACUGCACCCACUAUCACCACCACUACAGAUAAACGCAAGACCAAGGCCCCCACAAAGACUCCCCAGUCACGUGAAUUUGUUGAUACAGACUCUUCAUCAUCAGACUCCGAGGGAAAUGACAGCAUCCCGUCCUCAUCGCAGACACCCAAGUACACGGAUAGCAUCAGGACUCCUGUGUGUGUCUUCUCUCCAAUGGAAGAGAAGGAGUUGUUGUCCCCACUCAGUGACCCUGAGGAGCGAUACCCUUCAAGGCAGCCUCAGCAGCAGGUUUUACUUGUCAAAAUAGAUCUUAGCUUGCUGUCUAGGAUCCCUGGACGGUCGUACAAGGAACCGGCGGAGAUAAAAGUGGAGAGGGAGGACUCUCUAGACAGAGACAGCAAGGAGUUCAGCAAACAGAACAAGGCCAAGAGGAAACACAAGAACGAUGAAGAAGGCACAAAGCCUGAGAGUAAGCGUUUCAAGCCAGAGAAUAAGUCUCAUCAUAAAAGCAGCAGUAAAGAGUCUAAGAGGUCUUUGGAGAAGAAAGAGGAGUCUGUCCCAUCUCCUUCCUUGUCCGGGCUUCAGCGGACACCAAAAGCAGAGCAUCUGAGUCGGAAGAGGACAGUCAGUCAGUCCUCCACCUCGCUGUCGAGUGGGACUGGAAGUGGGAAAGAGGGGAGCCGCGGCACAAAGGGCAGCUCCACCUCUAAGCGUGGGAAAGUGGAUGACAAGGGAUGCAGCACACGCGAUGGCAAGGAGAAAUCCUCAAAGAGCUGUGAUAACCAGCUGGCCGUGCCUCCUCUCUCGACUGACGGUUCCAAAAGAUCCAAGCUUGUGUUUGAGGACAGGGUUCAUUCAGCCGACCACUACUUACAGGAAGCCAAGAAACUAAAGCACAAUGCAGAUGCACUGGUGGAUCGUUUUGACAAAGCAGUAUUCUACCUGGACGCUGUGGUGUCGUUCAUCGAAUGUGGCAACGCUCUGGAGAAGAGCGCCCAAGAAGCCAAGUCACCCUUCCCAAUGUAUGCUGAAACAGUGGAGCUUAUCAAAUACACUAUGAAGUUAAAAAGCUACAUGGCCCCAGAUGCAACUUCAGCAGAUAAAAGGCUCGCUGUGCUUUGCCUCCGAUGCCAGUCUCUCCUCUACCUGCGGUUGUUCAAGUUAAGGAAAGACAGUGCUCUAAAAUACUCCAAAACACUCACUGAACACUUGAAGAAUUCUCUGAGUAACACCCAGGCUCCCUCUCCUGGAAUGGGAAACAAGGCAGCAGGUAUGCCCUCUCCAGUGUCACCCAAACUGUCACCGGGUACAGGAGGUGGCUAUUCAUCGGUCAGCAGCACCACCAACGCCAGCUCGUCAGUGACUAUACCUCAGCGUAUCCACCAGAUGGCUGCCAGCUACGUCCAGGUCACCUCCAACUUCCUGUAUGCCACAGAGAUCUGGGAUCAGACAGAGCAACUUUCCAAGGAGCAGAAAGACUUCUUCUCAGAGUUGGACAAAGUGAUGGGUCCUCUGAUCUUCAACACCAGCAGCAUGACAGAACUGGUGCGUUACACACGGCAGGGGCUCCACUGGCUGCGCAUGGACGCUAAACCGAUUCCCUAGCGAGGACUCGCUGCCUGCAUGCUGCUUCCUCAUACACAGCCACACCUGAGCCUUUCUUUCUUAGCAGCCUGUGCUCAAAGACAUACACACCCUCAAAGCAAACAAACAUAACAGUCACAUACUGUAUACACACACGCACACAGUCCACCUCUGGUCCUCCAUGUAUGCUUACAUGUGAUGAACUUCUCAGACAUAUCUCCAACACUGUGUCCAUUUUUCUGCACCAGCUUGCCAAAAACACUGAGCAACUAAGGACAAUGUCCCACCUUCGCCGGCACCACACAGGGAGACGCAUCGAAACUGCAAUCGAAAAGCUUAUAGCCUGGCUUCGUAUAUCGGCAUUCUUACAAAAAUUUUGAAGGCCAUGUUUUUUAAUCACUCUGGCAUGAAAGUGCUGGAUGAAUUCUAUGUUAUGAAUACACUAAAACUGGGGUUUGGUUUAUAGGCUACUUUGGCUUUGAACUUUUUAUUUUACUUUGUUUCACCAAAGUACCUCCCAGGAACACCAAAGGUGCUUUAAAAUGAAGGUUUCUCUUUAUCAUUUUCGUGCCUUGUAUGUGAGCUACAGGAAAACGGUCACCAGUAAUAUCUCAAUAAAUUAUUUUUCUUUUUUUUUUAUUUUUUUUUUUUUUUUUUAUAUAGCCACACUUACAUAUUUAAUCAUUUAGCAGUUAAUGGAAGCUGGUAUUGCAGUUUCAAAUCCCUCUUAACGUCUCUUAAAACAAAGAUAGUGUUGCCCAUCCCCGAAUAAAGCUACCAUGUGGAUUUACCUCUCACCGUCGUCUCAAAGGAUCAUCUCAGAUGAUGCCCGUAUGAAGGGCUACGCUGCACAGCGGAUUAAUACUUCUGACGCAAAUUAUUUAUAAAUUUUAUUUUAGAAGCUAUAUUGAUCAGUGGAUUAGUUUUUAACAAUAAAAUUUGAUUUUAGAAUCUUUCUUUUUUUUUUUUUUUUUUUUUUUACCCUGCUAUCAAAUAAAGCGUAGAUGAAUUGUUUCAGUUUUUAAAAAGUUUGCUUUACAUCCAUUAUCGUCCAGCAGGGGUGAUUACUCUCCUGGCCUUAAUGUGAGAUUUUUGCCUUUUUAAAGCUUUAGAACUCAGCUAUUAUACUGUAGCUACAUUGUUCUAGAAAUUUCCUCAAGCAAGAAUCACCUCCACACAGUGUUAUUCUUUUCUUGAUCACUUUUGUUUGUCAAGAGUAUAUUUUUCUAAGGAACAGCAGGGACUGUCAUGAGUAUUAAAGACUGUGUCCACAUUUACUUUGCAGUUAUUUAUGUUGCAGUUUAUGAAAAGUUGGGCCUGAGUUUCCGCUAAUUUGGCAUAAUGAAACAAUUUUAUUAAAAUUAUUGUUUAGAGAAAUGAACUUGUCAGUGAUGGAGAUUAGCAGUGUUGCAUUUAUAUGACAGAGUUUUAAACCUAUAAGAAAUAUAAUGACCGAUUAUAGAUUCUAUUUAUAUAACAAGCAGUUUCUUUUUUGUUUUUCUGUUGUCUAACCAAGCUAAUGCAAAAUUCAAGAUUGCAACAGGGGUUAUAAAAAGAAAUAUUUGUAAUGUAAUUAUUCCUAUUUAAAUUUAAAGCAGAAAUCAUGUUUGUCUUGCCAUAAAGUAGAUGCUUUGUCUGCUUUCCAGACUUGAUAUGGUCAUCACUGCGGCAAAUGUUUAUGGUAGUGGUUUCAGAAGAAAUGUCCUUGUUGAAUAUUUCUAACUUACCAGAAUAUGCUGGAAAUAAAUGCUAAGCCUGGGCUGAAUAAUAUUUUGCAUCAAGCGUUUUAACUGGACAAUAAAGUAGCAAAAAGUUUAUGACAUGUCUUAAACUUUCUGGUUCUUGUAAAUGUUUAUAACACAGAGACAAAUUACUGUUCGGCCCGGCUUUGUCUAUUUUUCUUGUUUCUUGCAUUUUUUUUUUCUUCUUUAACUGGCUCCCUGGCCUUUAUUGCAAGAGGGGAUACUGUUAUUUUUUUCUUACAGUUGAAGAAGAUGAAAUAUUAUUUUAAUCUAUGCAGGAUUUUUACAACAAAAUGCUCUGUUUCUCUAAAGUAAAAAAAAACAAAAAACAAAAAAAAAACAUUUUUAGGCUUGGGAUUACCCCCUCUCCAUUUUAUGUUCAGCCUAUGUGAGAAACCUGUUUAGCCUUCAGCCUUUGCUAUUUUGUGUACUGGUUUUAGUAUACAAGUGUAUAUAGAUCUUUUUUUUUCCUCUCUCUUUUUUUCCCUCUCUAAUAAAUAAUCAAAAAGGUGGCUUUAAGCCAUUUUCUACUUAAAGCUGAAGGCAGCUUUUCUCAUCAGAAUGCCUCUGUGGGUUUUGGCAGCCCAAUCAAUGUCUUCAUACACUGGUACACUUUGUAAGUUGAUGUCAGCACCUCGUGUUCCCUACACUUGUCAAAUGUAAAAGAAAAGAAAAAAAAAGCAUUAGAAUAAUUUUUUUAACGGUUUGCUACUCACACUUAUUUAUUUUUCUGCCCCUUUGCUUAUUUUUUUCUAUUUUGCCUUUUUAAGGAGCACCAUUUUAUGAAAUAGGAUGAUGUAAAUGUAUUGGAGCUGUUCAUGAUGAGAUUUCAUUGUAAGUAGUAAUUAAUAUUAAUUCUAACUUGAACGAAUCCAGGGUAAGAUAAGUUUUUUUGACAUUUAUUAGGGAGAUGUUAACACUUGCAUGUUUCUAUUUAAAUACAAUUGUAUAAAUUGUAAAUAUAACAUUUCUUUAGGGGUGAAUUUCUACUACAGGUUGACAUUUUUAUUAAAUUUUAAAAAACAUGCUGUAAAUAUAAUUUGUGAGAUACUUUAUGCACAUUUUUUCCUCCAUGUGGGCUUUUGUGUCCUCUUCCUCACCUAAGUUGUUACAGAUGACAUCCCUCUCUGUUAACACUGUAUAUCAAGAUAUCUCAGUUCUUUUCCUAUGUGCUUGUAAACUUUUGUCUUCUUCACUGUCCCAUAGUAUCAUGACCGCCACAUAAUCAUUAAUGUCUCUUAAUCCAAGUGCGAAUAUUUUGUCCUCUCUGUAUUUGAUAUGGAGCUGUGUACUUCAUUAAGUGUAUAUUGUUGAGUUAAUGAGAUGGAUGGAUGGCAUGCACAGUCUGUUGUCUGUCUCUUCCUCAGAGAUGUGUAUUUACUAUGUCCCUUUUGAACAAUUGGUCCAAAUUGUCUUUUGAAACAGAGGUAUUUCUCCACACUUCAGAACAGUUGUAGCAGUUUAUACAGUAUGUUGUAUAACACCUUUUUCUAAAAGUCGUCUCCAAAGUGAGACCGGCAGCAUACACUAUGUACAAUAAUCUAAAUUGGACUAGUUUUCAGAGAACUGAUGAUAGAGAUAUUAUAUAUAAUGGAUGCAAUAUAAUUCAAGGUACUCAUCAAAGUUUGAUCUUCAAACUUAGGUUAUGUAAUUUAAAGGCAUUCUUGUGAAGUGAGUAUUAAUUGUGACUAAUGAGAGUCUGUCCUGAAUAUUCUUUGUAUUUUGCUGUAUUGAGAAUAAAAUAUAUAUGAAUAUGUUUAA
Molecule: messenger RNA, 7275 nt
Organism: Melanotaenia boesemani (Boeseman's rainbowfish)
Lineage: Eukaryota; Metazoa; Chordata; Actinopteri; Atheriniformes; Melanotaeniidae
Gene: aff4
Product: AF4/FMR2 family, member 4
Exons: 21
Coding region: 368-3793 (1141 amino acids)
Biological process (GO): regulation of gene expression
Cellular component (GO): nucleus; super elongation complex
Source: RefSeq, a predicted model, not a curated record